Molecule: messenger RNA, 3316 nt
Organism: Linum trigynum
Lineage: Eukaryota; Viridiplantae; Streptophyta; Magnoliopsida; Malpighiales; Linaceae
Source: the annotation of a GenBank genome assembly
CGUGAAAAGAAUCAUGCUAUAUCGUUAAGUUUCCAGGUGUAGAAAGUGAAUAUUGAAUUGUCAUCGGGUGAGAGAUCCACUUACAUUUUAGGAUGUACAGCAAGCUGCUCCAGCUUGGCUAAUGGAACUAAAUCCAUAACGCUCUGAAUCUUUAAUCCUUUUGGCCAUGGUGGCAGAAUGCCAAACACAUUCCCUAGCACAAGUUUUUUUUCCUUCUGAUGCAAAGAGAGCAUUCCGUAGGUGUAUUCAUUUUUAAUCUUUUUGUACUUCUCAAGUAGAAUUUUGUAGCUACAAAUUGCAUCAUCAAACGAGGCUUCAUUGCAGAACCUGGAUUUAACUAGGGUUGUCUGUUCGGUUAACCGAAACCUUUAAAAAAACAUUUUAAAAAAAUGCUACAGAUUGUUUUCCCAAAAUCAAAACCGAAUCCGUUAAUAGACUUUAUCAAAUUUUGGUUAAUCGAAAAUCGAUAAGCCACUUAACGAGUUCGGUUUCGGUUGAAAAAAACGGAGAACCUAAACCCUUGCACCCUUUAUAAUGGUCUCGGUUAGAGUAAUCUUAUAGAUUUUUGGUUUAAAUACAAACCCGAAUCAAAAUCCGGAUAUGAUAAGAUUUUUCUCCAUUUGAUUUCAAUUUAAACCGAUAAACCGAACUCAAUUUCCUCAUCCCUAUUUGGCCUAUAAAAAUACAAGUUGGUAAAAACAAUCACAUAUUCUCUCUAUUUUUUGGCCCAGAACCACUUUAGCCCUAUUUUUACUCCAAAAUCAAAACCGAAUUUGUUAAAGGACUUUAAGAUUUUUUGUUAACCAAAAAUCGAUAAGUGCCCUGCACCUAUUAUGCCGGAAAAACCAAAGACCCGGAUCCUAUAAGAUUUUUAUCCAUUCGUUUUCGAUUUAAACAGAAAAACCAAACUCAAUUUCCCCGACUCUAUUUGGCCGUAGAAAAAAUACAAAGUAGGUAAAACCAAUCACAGAUUCUCUCUAUAUUUUUUUUUACCCAUAAUCAUUUUAGCCCUCUUUUAACUCCCUUGGGAGCGAAUCGCUCCCCCUUUCAAAAUAAUGUGAGUGAGAUCACUUUUCCUGCAUUGCCUCUCUACCUCGAGUGAAAACUUAAUCGGCCAAAGUAAUGCACGAACCUCAGAAGUAUUCGGUGUCACAUGACCAGCAAAAAACUGAGCCUCCUGCUUCCUUGUGAUGGUCUACCAUAACUUCCAAAAGAUCGUUGCUUGCUCUAAUGGGUGCGAGUAAGCUCUAAGACUAGCAUCGGAGAGUGCUCCUCUCGUGUGAUAGGCAGGAAUCUCUAGCUUCCUGGAGAAACCAUAAUAAAUGUUAGUGAAGUGUCGUACUACCAAUCUAUACGAGAUGUAGAGCUGGAUCAAGCUCCUUAUUGGAGAUAUUAUGAAUGUGGCAAAGAACUCCCAUGUGGCCACAUUACGACAAUCUCCUCUAGUGCUGAAUAAUGACAAGAGAUCAGCCUCGUCUAGCUUCUGUUUCACUAAUGCUCCCCAUCCUGGUAUUGGUCGAAGUCCGAUCAAUCAAGCUCUCCCUAGGAAUCUACAGGAUUGUAUCUCCACUUCUCUUUCUUCUUCGCACUAGAACUACCGAGCGGAAACUAAAGGAAAGGAUGUGGGGGUGUCUCUGGUGCCUCCUUAUGAACCCAAAGCUCGUUAUUAGUCUCGAGCACCUUUGUCCCCUAUGGCAUCCUGCUCCUUGAUCUCCUUCUAUCUAAUGAUAGUCUUCCACUACUGUUGCUAAAGGAGAUUCAAACGAACUGGUAUUGAGAAUGGGAGUCCCUCAAAUAUGACUCCUCAUCCUCCUCGACUAUAGGCUCCCCCAAGUGGAGUCAUGCAAACCUCCUCAGAGUUGCACACUCUUGAUCUCCUCUAGGUAGACUAGGACGCCUAAGUCCUCGUGAAGAAGAUGCACCAUCAUCUCCCUUCUUCUUGUGCCUUCCAAGCCAUCCAGGAACUAUUCUUCAUUUUUCUGCAUAUAGAAAAUAAACCAAGUUAUUUAUAGAUAAAUUUGGGAAUAACCCCACACUUUAUAGCAUGGCUUCUUCUAUAAGAUAAUCAUAUAAUUUCUUCGAUAUGUAUUAUCAAGAUAGCUACCUAUGGCAAACUCAUUCAGUCUCAUAUAAUGUUAAUAGUGUAUACAAGAGUAAACGACAAGGUUGGUCACUGAAAUUACUAAAAACAUUCAUGUUUGGUCACUGGAAAUUAUCCAUUAGUUUGAAAGAUUCUUUUUUUCAGAUUUUAGCAUUCGAACUAAUUCACUUCUUUUCCAUUUUAUUUGUAUCCACAUGUCAAAUAUUUUUUGCCAAUAUUAUUAAUGUAAUCUUUAUCAAUAAUGUUGUAUAGAUUCUUCCAUUUUAGUAAUAGUGUUUAAAUCCAUGCAUAUGUUUCUACGUUAAUUAUUAAUGUUUUAAUCGUAAUAUUAGAAUUUUUGCCCAUCUAAUUAAUGUUUGCAUCAACCUCAUUGAUGAGACAGCGACAUCAAUUAUUAAAUAUAAUCAUGUUAUUAUCAACAUAUUUGACUCUAGAAGUUCGUUGAUGUCGCCUAUAUUAAGGUAAUCGGUCUCAAUAUUUUUUCCAUUAUUAUCAAGUUUUCCAUUAUUUUUUCCCUAUAUUAAGGUAACCGGAAGAGAGGAGGGCUAUUUCGAUUUCAAUUUAUCAUAGGAAAAUGUCAUUGUAGAAGAAACUCUUUGGGUGCUAUGUGUUCCGAAGCAGCAACAAAGUUGUCGCAGGGAGCUUUUGAGAACUCUGUCCCUCCUUAGAAUCCAUCGUGGUGCCAACAGUGGUUUCGGCGGCACUGCCAUAUUGCCUAUUGUAAAUGGAGGUAAUUGAAAUGAGGAGGAGGAGACGCUUUAGUCAUGCUUACAAAGAUUGGUUGGACGACGAGGAAUGGCAGCGAAGGAGGCGGUGGUGGUGGUGGGUUUAGAUAGCUGAGGUUUGUUUGUUUGUUUGUUUCUAUAUAUACACAUGAGGAAGAAUGAGGCGACACAUGCAUAUUAGUAAUUCUUAUUAUUAAUCAUGUUAUAAAUUCUAUUAUUAACUGUAUUUAUUAUUAAUGUUAAAUUUUUUCAUUAUUAAUUUUUUUUGGUUUGUUUAGUAAAGCUCAAUGAGGUGGCGCGUCCAUAUUAAUAAUUCUUAUUAUUGAUCUUAUUAGUAAUUCUAUUAUUAAUCUUAUUUUACAUGUAUUGCAAUGGUUUUUUCUUUUAUGUAUUGAGACAUAUUUUGUUGUACAUUGUGCUACAUCAACAACGAAGAGUUCUAGUUCAUGAAAAACAUUCCCAGCGGGUGUGAUAAAACAAGAUCUAAGGA